Messenger RNA from Auxenochlorella protothecoides, 723 nucleotides. RefSeq lists its product as uncharacterized. NCBI's taxonomy places the organism in Eukaryota, Viridiplantae, Chlorophyta, Trebouxiophyceae, Chlorellales, Chlorellaceae. Gene Ontology annotation, cellular component: plasma membrane. The coding region runs from base 1 to 723 and encodes 240 amino acids. The record is from RefSeq and is a predicted model, not a curated record. Gene Ontology annotation, molecular function: acetate:proton symporter activity. The transcript is spliced from 5 exons. Gene Ontology annotation, biological process: succinate transmembrane transport; acetate transmembrane transport.
AUGGCCGACGCAUCCACCGCUCGUCUCGAGCGCACCAUCGUCGCUCUUGAGGCCCGCCUGGCAACCCUGACUGAUGAUGGCGUGAAGACCAUCCCAGCCACCAGCAACCCCGGUCCCCUUGGACUGUUCGCUUUCGGCCUCACAACCGCCCUCCUGCAAGGCAUCAACUCCACUGUGGUCGACAAGGGCUCUGUGGGCCUCGUCUACUCCUUUGGCUUCUUCUUCGGUGGCCUGUGCCAGCUGAUUGCCGGCGUGCUGGAGUACUCUCGCAAGAACACGUUUGCCACCGUCGCCUUCGUCUCCUAUGGCGGCUUCUGGAUGGCCGUCGCCCUGAACGGAACCCUCGUCGCGGCUGGUGUCUACCCCACCUCUGUAAAGGGAGAAGAGAUGAUGCUGUCUCUCUGGGGCAUCUACACCUUCCUCCUGUGGCUGUGCACCUUCAGUUCCAACCUGGCCCUGUCCUCCCUCUUCCUCUCCCUGGCCCUGCUCUUCUUCUUCCUGGCCGGCGGACAGACCAAUCACAACCUGAUGAAGUUUGCCGGCGUCUGGGGCUUCAUCGUCUCCGCCAUCGCCUGGUACCUGGCCGUGGCCACCCUGAUGGAGGAGCUGUACGGCCGCGUCAUCCUGCCCAUCGUGCCCUUCGCGCCCAUCAACAAGAUCAAGGCUGGCACCUUCGGAACCCGCCGCCGCGUCGACGACCCCGAGCUCGGCAGCAAGGAGUGA